Molecule: messenger RNA, 1785 nt
Organism: Mauremys reevesii (Reeves's turtle)
Lineage: Eukaryota; Metazoa; Chordata; Testudines; Geoemydidae
Product: serum amyloid P-component-like
Exons: 2
Coding region: 26-1021 (331 amino acids)
Biological process (GO): innate immune response
Molecular function (GO): complement component C1q complex binding
Source: RefSeq, a predicted model, not a curated record
UAUUUUAGGUUGCAUUACCAGAGGCAUGGCAUGCAAGUCAUGGGUGGUGAUAGCACCGCUCUACUCAGUGCUGGUGAGGCCUCAGCUGCAGAACUGUGUCCAGUUUUGGUCCCCAAUGUAUAGAAAGGAUGUAGAUAAACUAGCAAGGAUCCAGAGGCGAGCAACAAAGACGAUCAAGGGGAGGGAAUGCAGGCCAUAUGUGCACAGGCUGAAGGAACUGGGUAUGUGUAGUUUGGAAAAGAGGAGAUUAAAGGGGAGUAUGAUAGCGGUCUUCAACUACGUGAAAGGCUGCCAUAAAAAAGAUGGAGAAAAGUUGUUCUCUUUUGCCACAGAGGGCAGGGCAAGAGGCAAAGGUUCAAACUACAGGACAGCAGAUUUAGAUGAAAAACUUCCUAACGAUCUACACGGCAAAGUGUUCGUAUUCCCUAAGGCGACUGCAACUGCCCACGUCAUCCUGAAACCGAGGCUGGACAAGCCGCUGCAGAACCUCAGUGUGUGUCUGAGAUUCGGGUGCGACCUGACCCGGGCCUACAGCCUCUUCUCCUACGCCACCAAGGCCAAGGACAACGACUUCCUCCUCUUCAAACCCAAGCCCGGGGAGCUCAGUCUGUACGUCGGAGGCGAACUGGUUACCUUCAAAGUCCCAGAAGGAAGAGACACAAGCACUGGGUGGGUGCAUGUCUGUGCCAGCUGGGAGUCCGCCACCGGCAUAGCCGAGCUCUGGGUGAACGGGAACCCUUUACCCAGGAAGGGGCUGAAGAAAGGCUACUCUGUCAGCAACCAGGGUGUGCUUGUCCUGGGGCAGGAGCAGGACACCCCGGGGGGUAACUUCGACAUAAAUCAGUCGUUUGUCGGGGAAAUCACAGAUGUGUACAUGUGGGACACUCUGCUCUCCCCGGAUGAAGUUAACCUUGCCAUGAACAAUGGGGUCCUGCCUCACCUCAUCCUUGACUGGAGAACCCUGAGCUACGAGACCAAAGAUUAUGUUGUCAUCAAACCCAGCUUGCUCCCGGUGUACUGAAGGCCCAGUGCAGCUUGGCUAGUGGGGCCGGAAAAUGGGUGGGGGCACAAAGCAAGGAAUUGUCUGUAUCAUUGUGGUAAUGUAAUAGACCUGUUCGGCCUGCAAUGGGAAAGAGGCAGGUGCGCUCCGGAGAUCUGCACAUGGGCCUGGGACGAGGGAGCUCCUCAUGUCUAUCUCCAGCGCUGACCCCAACUCCCACUGGGACCUUGGGGAAUCACAUGGGCCAGAUUUGCAAGGGUGCUCACCCUGUAACAGGGCCAGCCACUUCCGAGCACCCCCUAGUGGCCGGGGUGGAUCUGCAGUGCCCUGUCUCAGUUUCCCCUCUUGGACUCUAAAUAGCUCCUCAAAAGCCUUUCAUGAGGCCAAUUACGAACAGCCCUUUUUGGGGUCUUGUUUAGGGCCAUAAAAUGCCAAAGGAUUCAAAGAGCCCCCCCCCCCAGCUUAGCCUAUGAGCAGACCUCUCUACCUGCCUUGUCCAGCGCCCCAUGGCUCCAAGGGGUCUGCAGGCAAAGCCCUUUGCUGGUCCCCCAGCCUCCCCAUGUCUCUCAGGGUCCCUGCAGCACGCCCUCUGCAGCAUCUUUGUGCCAUUUCCGACUGGGAUCAGCCCUCCUUCCUGAGGGGGCUGUUUGCUGCUGCAGCUUUGCCUGGCUCCCUGCCACUGCCCACAGCCCCUUCGUCUCUAACCCCCUCUAACCAGGUUAGUCACCUGGCUCCUUUCCCCUGGAAAUGGCCGUAUCACAGGCUGUGGCCAUUCCCCUUGAGGG